GGGAUGUCCGCGCAACCGGAUAGCGAUGGGCUCAACUUAGCCAAUAUUCUGGGAGACACCGAAGCGUUCGAAAAAGCUCAAACAGCCGCUCAAGAUACUCCCAGCGAUGACGAGGAUUCAGAAAAAAUAGCCCAGGAAGGGUUCUGCAUCGAAUGCGAGGAUCAACCUGCUCUACUAUACUGUGAGGCUUGUGCAGACGCUUUCUGCGAAGUAUGCUUCGCUGCACAACAUCGCAAAGGAUCCCGGAAAACGCAUUUGGCUCGGACAUUGAGUGGCACCAAAUCCAUCUCCGCGCAAGCGGCUGGUAGCGCGGCUGGCCGAGGCCCCCUACGGAACGGAGCUGCACACAACGACGACGAUAUGGAGAUGGAUGAUGAGCGCACAGCUCUGCCGACGCCCCACGACAUUCCCCCUCAUGCACUCGGAGCUCAACCUGAGGUUGGAUCGAAGGUCGGCGAGUGGUUCGUUGAGCGCUCCAAAUUCAUACCAGUGCGCUUGACAUUGAGCGAGCGCAAGUAUCUUCGCUUGCUUGAGGCGGCCCUCCUCGUCUCUGAAUACACGGAUAAAAUCGAUACACUCGGGUUCGGUUUGUCGAAAGCGAAGCGAAUAGUUCAUCAGAUCCGGGAGUUAUGCGCUAUAUUGUCCGGGUUGGUCGUCGCAGCAGACUACAAGCAAGGACAGGAUCUUUUCUCAGAUCGCGACUUCGAAGCAAAUUCCGAGUUCUAUCAAGACAUCUUCGAGUUAGGUCGGAGGCAUAAGAUCAUGAACCCAGACAAAAUGCGGACAACAUACGGGAAGCUAAUAUAUAUGCUUCAAGACAGUCAAAGUACCGAUGUCAAGAACCUCCUUAACUUUUCAUGCGUUCGCCCUAUCAAAACGGUUUAUUCGGUCUUAGAAGAACACGGAGCGAUAGACCUUCUCAAGGAUGACCUUAUAUCUGUUGCUACACAGGAAAUCUACUCUGAAGGCCGCUCCCGUCGCGACAUUCAGAAGGACAUCAAGGCAAAGGAGCGUGCCAUCGAAACCCUUGUUUCUCGCUACGAGCGCAAGGAAUUAAGUCAAGAGAACCUUCGCCAAUGUAUCUAUAGCAUUGGUGAUAAUCAUUCUUUCCUGCGAACGAACCGGGACCCGUGCGAUAUCAUGAUCGCAUACCUCAAGAAGUACUUCCACCCUACUCAGGCCAACGAUAACAAGACCAGUUUGGCAAUCAAGAGCGGCAAAGGAGGCGCACGCCUCUCCCACGAUCAUAGCAAGCAAUAUGCAUAUGUCCUCCAGAGUCUCACGCUUUGGCGCGAAAUUCUUCACGAAAUGUUUCAUCUCUGGUCGCUUGCGGAGCAGGAUCUAUUAUCGGAGAGCAUAUCCUACCGUCUUCGUGACACUGGGCAGGGCCUUAAUCGCAUCCAAGCUGCACCCAAGACUUCGCGAAUGAUGCACGUCAUUCUCAAUCGUGCGCAGCGGAGUAUCGGUAGCUGGGUGGGCAGCUCGGUCAUUCACAUGGGUGAUCACAAUGUUCCGAAUGCUCUUAUGUUCAUUGACAAAUAUUCCCAAAUAUACCGCAUCUUACUGCCAAUAUGCAAUACACUAUCCAAGAUAUCCGAUCUUGCUAAGAUUCCAGCACUGCAGUCUUAUCUGGAAGAUGAGUUUGGGUCGGUCGAGAACGCAACGUUAGCUAUUCUCGGUGACUUCUUCCGCCAUGGCUUUGAUGGAUCGGGCGCAGACAACUUUUUCGACGCGGGAUCAUGUAUCGAUGGCCGCCUAACCAGUGCCUGGAAUUGGUGCUCCACAAUAGAAAAGAAGCGAUACUUUCCGAUAUUUCUGCUCACUGGAUUCCAUGGCUUCGAUGGAGAUUGGUGAACAUCUCGCACAUGUACCACUAGAUUACAUUGCUAUCUGUCUCUCUCUUGGAAACACGGAUAAGCUGUACCUUUCCAUGUCCCAGGUCUCUUUCCACUUGCCAUCCCCGUUUCGUCAACCAUAUCCACAUUUCC
Messenger RNA from Punctularia strigosozonata HHB-11173 SS5, 1988 nucleotides. RefSeq lists its product as uncharacterized. The transcript has 10 exons. The coding region runs from base 4 to 1854 and encodes 616 amino acids. The record is from RefSeq and is a predicted model, not a curated record. Gene Ontology annotation, molecular function: zinc ion binding. NCBI's taxonomy places the organism in Eukaryota, Fungi, Basidiomycota, Agaricomycetes, Corticiales, Punctulariaceae.